UCAUUAAUUUUUAUCGGCGCAGGUCUCUGCACUGCACCACCAUUCUGUUCAGGUGUUUUUAUUAUUGUUUUGAUUUGAAAAUUUUCCGUAAACAUUAGCGCAGCGUGCAAUCCGGCAGAAGGCUUUGGAAAAUUAAUAAUUAAUAAAAAAAUAACGCAAAUAGUUUACAAAACUUAAAAAAUAUAUAUCCAGCAAAAUGUUGCGUCAAAUUCUAACAAAUGUUUAUCAAAAAUCCCUCACCCCAGUAUUGAGCCGUACCCAACGCUUUUCGGCUGCUGCUGGUGGAGAUGAUGGCAAACAAAAGGAGGUGAUAAAUAAUGCUGAUGUUCCCAUUAUCGAUUAUGAGGAUCCUGAUUACUUGCCCCUGCCGGAGUAUCCUUUCAAGCAAAAUGAACCUUUGGAAGUUAAGAAGCAAAGAUUGGUCUAUCAAUCCCGCAAACGUGGUAUGUUGGAAAAUGAUUUACUCUUGAGUACCUUUAUUGCUAAAUUCCUAAAGGGUAUGGAUGCCAAAUUGACCGAUCAAUAUGAUAAACUAAUCAAUGGUGUUACCAAUGAUUGGGAGAUAUACUAUUGGGCCACAGAAACUAAGCCCACACCACCAGAAUAUGACAAUGAAAUCAUGAAAAUGCUUAAAGAACAUGUGGCCAAUGCUCAGCGUGAAAAACGUUUAAGGCAACCCAAUUUGUAAAAAUGUUUUCAGCACUCAAGUAUCGUCGAUAUUAUAUAAUAAAAGGUAGUAUACUGUGUUUUUUCAUGUUAAUAAAUUAUUUAAAUUAAUAGUUAUAAAA
Messenger RNA from Lucilia sericata (common green bottle fly), 788 nucleotides. Its product is annotated as succinate dehydrogenase assembly factor 2-B, mitochondrial. The record is from RefSeq and is a predicted model, not a curated record. The coding region runs from base 197 to 688 and encodes 163 amino acids. Gene Ontology annotation, biological process: mitochondrial respiratory chain complex II assembly; mitochondrial electron transport, succinate to ubiquinone; protein-FAD linkage. The transcript has 3 exons. NCBI's taxonomy places the organism in Eukaryota, Metazoa, Arthropoda, Insecta, Diptera, Calliphoridae. Gene Ontology annotation, cellular component: mitochondrion.